AUGAAAACUGCCUCUCAACCUUCAGCUCCUCACAAUGCAGCAAGCAAAAUAAAACAUCUCGUCGGCAAGAUCCGCCGCCACUCGCAUCCCCCACCACCUGAAUACUCUUCAGCCUCUCCCUCAUCAACCGCAAACCCAUCUCGAGAAUCUUCAACAUGUCCGCUGCCACACAUCGGCAGACACAGCCAACGUAAUAGCCGUCGUGGCUCAGCCUCCGAAGAAGAUGAACGCGCCCACGAUCUUGAGCUUUGGAAUGUAGCUUACGAUGUGCUCAAGAGAGACAACACCUCUUCUGGUCUUGUACUCGCAUACGAGAGUAUCAUAUCUCACGCAUUGCCUGAUUCGCUAAGGCCGGGUCACAAUGGAAACGGUGACGGAUUACCGACGGACGGUGAUAAGAGAGCUGAGAUCAUGAUGCUGAUUGCAAAGUCUGGAUUGGAGCGUGAGGUUAAGGAAGUAUCUCAGACAGAUUCGGGAGACGGCGAGGCGAGAGAAUAUCUGAUCCAGACAAGGUCGAUUAUAGCUUCAUUAUUAGACGACCAGCCCAGCGCCGCUAUCGCAUGGGCGGGUUUCUGCUCUCUAACACCUCUGCUUCUUGAUCCUCUCCUACGGCACGAUGAUAUUCGUUACGGCUUUGUCCAUAUUACAAACGCCAUUCCCCACUACAUGGCACUACAUCGCGCUCUCCAUCCUUCAUCAUGGACAUCGCUCCCCGACUUUCAACGCCUGCAACCGCACCUUCACCAAACCCUCUUAAACCUAUACCGCCGCAUCCUCGAGUAUGAGAUGAACAUUGUCUGUGCCGCUGCGAGUGCCUGGAACAUGGCCGCUCGCAACGUCGUUGAUUGGCAUGGCUGGAAGGCCAUGUCAGAUGCCGUGAGAGACACUGACGCUGAGCUGAUGAAUCAUGUCGACAAGAGCGGUACAGAUGAGGCCAAGGCGAUCAUGGAGGUCCAGAGGAAGCUGGACCCUGAAGGAGGAGGGCGUGGUGAACCAACAUACGACACACUAAAUCACACUAUUUGA
Molecule: messenger RNA, 1026 nt
Organism: Fusarium venenatum
Lineage: Eukaryota; Fungi; Ascomycota; Sordariomycetes; Hypocreales; Nectriaceae
Source: RefSeq, a predicted model, not a curated record